AUGCAGUUGUCAGCCCUGAGGCAGUGGGGAGACGUACUGCAGCUUGCCCACAUGCAGUUGUCAGCCCUGAUGCAGUGGGGAGACGUACUGCAGCUUGCCCACAUGCAGUUGUCAGCCCUGAGGCAGUGGGGAGACGUACUGCAGCUUGCCCACAUGCAGUUGUCAGCCCUGAUGCAGUGGGGAGACGUACUGCAGCUUGCCCACAUGCAGUUGUCAGCCCUGAGGCAGUGGGGAGACGUACUGCAGCUUGCCCACAUGCAGUUGUCAGCCCUGAGGCAGUGGGGAGACGAACUGCAGCUUGCCCACAUGCAGUUGUCAGCCCUGAGGCAGUGGGGAGACGUACUGCAGCUUGCCCACAUGCAGUUGUCAGCCCUGAUGCAGUGGGGAGACGUACUGCAGCUUGCCCACAUGCAGUUGUCAGCCCUGAUACAGUGGGUAGACGUACUGCAGCUUGCCCACAUGCAGUUGUCAGCCCUGAGGCAGUGGGGAGACGUACUGCAGCUUGCCCACAUGCAGCUGUCAGCCCUGAUGCAGUGGGGAGACGUACUGCAGCUUGCCCACAUGCAGUUGUCAGCCCUGAGGCAGUGGGGAGACGUACUGCAGCUUGCCCACAUGCAGUUGUCAGCCCUGAUGCAGUGGGGAGACGUACUGCAGCUUGCCCACAUGCAGUUGUCAGCCCUGAGGCAGUGGGGAGACGUACUGCAGCAUGCCGACAUGCAGUUGUCAGCCCUGAUGCAGUGGGGAGACGUACUGCAGCUUGCCCACAUGCAGUUGUCAGCCCUGAUACAGGGGGGAGACGUACUGCAGCUUGCCCACAUGCAGUUGUCAGCCCUGAUGCAGUGGGGAGACGUACUGCAGCUUGCCCACAUGCAGUUGUCAGCCCUGAGGCAGUGGGGAGACGUCCUGCAGCUUGCCCACAUGCAGUUGUCAGCCCUGAUGCUGUGGGGAGACGUACUGCAGCUUGCCCACAUGCAGUUGUCAGCCCUGAGGCAGUGGGGAGACGUACUGCAGCUUGCCCACAUUCAGUUGUCAGCCCUGAUGCAGUGGGGAGACGUACUGCAGCUUGCCCACAUGCAGUUGUCAGCCCUGAUACAGUGGGGAGACGUACUGCAGCUUGCCCACAUGCAGUUGUCAGCCCUGAUGCAGUGGGGAGACGUACUGCAGCUUGCCCUCAUGCAGUUGUCAGCCCUGAGGCAGUGGGGAGACGUACUGCAGCUUGCCCACAUGCAGUUGUCAGCCCUGAUGCAGUGGGGAGACGUACUGCAGCUUGCCCACAUGCAGUUGUCAGCCCUGAUGCAGUGGGGAGACGUACUGCAGCUUGCCCACAUCCAGUUGUCAGCCCUGAUUCAGUGGGGAGACGUACUGCAGCUUGCCCACAUGCAGUUGUCAGCCCUGAUACAGUGGGGAGACGUACUGCAGCUUGCCCACAUGCAGUUGUCAGCCCUGAUGCAGUGGGGAGACGUACUGCAGCUUGCCCACAUGCAGUUGUCAGCCCUGAUACAGUGGGGAGACGUACCGCAGCUUGCCCACAUGCAGUUGUCAGCCCUGAUACAGUGGGGAGACGUACUGCAGCUUGCCCACAUGCAGUUGUCAGCCCUGAUGCAGUGGGGAGACGUACUGCAGCUUGCCCACAUGCAGUUGUCAGCCCUGAUGCAGUGGGGAGACGUACUGCAGCUUGCCCACAUGCAGUUGUCAGCCCUGAGGCAGUGGGGAGACGUACUGCAGCUUGCCCACAUGCAGUUGUCAGCCCUGAUGCAGUGGGGAGACGUUCUGCAGCUUGCCCAUAUGCAGUUGUCAGCCCUGAUGCAGUGGGGAGACGUACUGCAGCUUGCCCACAUGCAGUUGUCAGCGCUGAUGAAGUGGGGAGACGUACUGCAGCUUGCCCACAUGCAGUUGUCAGCCCUGAGGCAGUGGGGAGACGUACUGCAGCUUGCCCACAUGCAGUUGUCAGCCCUGAGGCAGUGGGGAGCCGUACUGCAGCUUGCCCACAUGCAGUUGUCAGCCCUGAGGCAGUGGGGAGACGUACUGCAGCUUGCCCACAUGCAGUUGUCAGCCCUGAUGCAGUGGGGAGACGUACUGCAGCUUGCCCACAUGCAGUUGUCAGUACUGAUGCAGUGGGGAGACGUACUGCAGCUUGCCCCCAUGCAGUUGUCAGCCCUGAGGCAGUGGGGAGACGUACUGCAGCUUGCCCACAUGUAG
This is a messenger RNA of Schistocerca americana (American grasshopper), 2199 nucleotides long. RefSeq lists its product as uncharacterized. The transcript has a single exon. The coding region runs from base 1 to 2199 and encodes 732 amino acids. Lineage: Eukaryota; Metazoa; Arthropoda; Insecta; Orthoptera; Acrididae. The record is from RefSeq and is a predicted model, not a curated record.